AUGGACGCUCCGCACUGGAUAUUCACCAUAUGGGCUCUAUUGAUCACAUCGCCUAUACUGGUACAAGCGCAAAUCAACACACAGGCUUCAGAUGAGUCGGGUUCCGAUUGGGGCGAAAGCAACAGCUUCAUCGGCCACAAGGCCAAGAUCAUUAUCAUUGUAUUGUCCGUGAUCGCUGGCGUGGUGGUCAUUUUCUCGGUCGCAUCAUCAAUCCUCUACGUAAUCGCAAAACGCAGACAAUGGGCCGUCCGAGAAACCAUCCGCCGCUCCGCUCGACGCAUGGCAGACGCCAUAAAAUCACCUCUUACACCACGGUUUCCCCGAUCAGUCGGCGAGAGCAGCAAGGGCCAAAAACCAUCAUAUACGCGCCGCGAAUCACGACGAGAGAGACAGAACCGGUCUUCGAGAGGGAUGACUCGGAUUGCAGAAGAAGGGGGUUCGCCGCAGGCGCCAUAUAUCCUCAAGGAUGACGACGAUAUAUCGGCCUUGGCCGAUUCGCAAGCAAGCCGGGAGGGUAGCGAGCGAUAUGUAAAAACUACGAAAUCGAUAUGGCGACAUUCCCAUUCCGAGUCGAACGGAAGCAAUGCCAACACCAACAACAAAACCAUCGCGGAACCAUAUUUCUUCGAUUUUGGCCUAAAACCGCGAGACAGCAGCGAGAAGAAGCUGCACAAAUUAAAACAGAAAAGACCAGACUUUGACCUGGAGAGGGGGAUUGAGUUGGGUGCAACGGAUCAUAUGAAGGUUACCGUGUCGCUGUCUUCUACGAGGGAUAGCGAUAAGUCGGCUGUCGAGAGUGCGGCGAAGAAGAGCUGGGGAUCGCUUUUUGCGUUUGGUCGGCGGUGA
Messenger RNA from Talaromyces amestolkiae, 846 nucleotides. RefSeq lists its product as uncharacterized. The record is from RefSeq and is a predicted model, not a curated record. NCBI's taxonomy places the organism in Eukaryota, Fungi, Ascomycota, Eurotiomycetes, Eurotiales, Trichocomaceae. Bases 1 to 846 code for a protein of 281 amino acids. The transcript is spliced from 2 exons.